AUGGAGUUGGGAAAAGGAAGACUUCUCAGGACUGGGCUGAAUGCAUUGUAUCAGGCAGUACACCCUGUUCAUGGCCUUGUCUGGACUAAUGGGAACCAGGUAGUCCUGACUGAUUUACAGCUUCACAGUGGAGAGGCCAGGUUUGGGGACUCAGAGGUCAUUGGACAGUUUGAACAUGUGUAUGGAGUGUCUUGGGCCCCACCUGGCACAGCUGACAUGCCUGCUCUGCUCGCUGUGCAGCACAAGAAGCGUGUCAUUGUGUGGCAGCUAUGUCCCAGCAGUACGGGGACGAACAAACGGCUGAUGUCUCAGACCUGUGAGAUUAGAGAAUCACUCCCUGUCCUUCCCCAGGGCUGUGUGUGGCAUCCAGAAAGUGCUGUCCUGGCUGUGUUGACUGCGCAGCGUGUCUCCGUUUUCCACAGUGUUCACUGCGACAGUUCCCGGGUGAACGCGGACAUUGACACCCAGGGCCUCAUUCACUGUGCGUCUUGGACCCAGGAUGGCCAGAGGCUGGUGGUGGCAGUUGGCAGCAGCCUGCAUUCCUACAUUUGGGACAGUGCUCAGAAGACUCUUCGCAGGUGCUCCUUCCACCCAGUGUUUGAUGUGGACAGCUCUGUGCGCUCCAUCAGAGCCACCAUGGACUCACAGGUCGCUGUAGCCACUGAGCUCCCACUAGAUAAGAUCUGUGGCUUAAAUGCAUCUGAAAUCUUUGAUGUUCCACCUAGCGGUGAAGACCCUUGUCUGUGUCCUUUCCCGGUUAUUGAUGAAGUACCCACCGGGGGUAAGGGGGCAGUUGCUUCUAAAACAAGUGUUGAAACAUCAGUUUCUCCCCUUUCUUCCUUUUCAGAUCCUCUGGAUCUAACUCAUUUGCAUUUCAAUACGUCAAAGUCUGAGGGUAGUUCUCUUCUUUGUCUAAGAAAAAAAGACUACUUGACAGGAACUGGCAUGGAUUCUUCACAUCUGGUCCUUGUGACCUUUGAGAAGGAGGUUACGCAGACCAGAAAAGUCACCAUUCCAGGCAUUCUGGUUCCUGAUCUAAUAACAUUUGAUCUUAAAGCUCAGGUGGUAGCAGUGGCUUCUAAUACUUCCAAUAUAAUUUUUAUCUAUUCUGUCAUCCGAUCGUUUAUACCAAACAUCCAGCAGAUUCAACUUGAGAAAAGUGAAAGACCAAAAGGUAUGUGUUUCUUGACAGAGAAGUUAUUAUUAAUUUUGGUUGGAAGACAAAAAUCCACUGAUUCAGCAUUUCUUCCCUCUUCAAAGACUGAUCAGUAUAUCAUUCGUUUGAUUGUUAGAGAAGUAACAUUGGAAAAAGAAUUGCCAGUAACAUCGAGUGAAAACCAGAGUGGAUACUCUACUUUCAGUACUCCAUUAAGUAAAAUAGACAGAAAAAAGCUACUUGAAAGUCUUUCCCCAGAUUUGUGUCACCAAAACAGAGGGCUCUUCACAUCUGACAGCCGUAGUCAAUGCGAAAGGCCUGGAAGAACCCUUAUUGAAGAAAUCAGGAGCCCUCCAAGCAGUAUCUGUGAUGGCUCCAUAGCUCUCAGAACUCUAGAUGCUGAGCCCGUUAACCGCUCAGUAACACCACCCAGGUCCAGCAGCACACCAGACCACACCAGCACUCCGGAACCUCCUAAUUUGCCUCAAAGCAAGAACUCACAGAAGGAAAAGGAAACUUAUCGACUGUCUAAGGAAAUGGAAAUUUUGUCUAGGACCCUGACUGAAGUGCAGCGAUGUCUCUCUGAACUCACAGACGCUCUGCAUAAUGGGAAGAAGUCCUCUCCUGUGUAUCCACUGUCUCGGGAUCUGCCUUACGUGCACAUCACUUACCAGAAAUUUCAUUAUGUAGGUCCUGUUGUUGAAAAAAGAGCUGUGCUUCUCUGCAAUGGCAAACUAAGGCUCAGUACAGUUCAGCAGACUUUUGGCCUCUCUCUUAUUGAAAUGCUCCAUGACUCACACUGGAUCCUUCUCUGUGCUGAUAGCGAAGGCUUCAUCCCGUUAACUUUCACAACCACUCAGGAAAUAACCAUAAGAGAUGGCAGCUCAAAUGUCUUCAGAGACUCUGCCUCAGAGUCUUAA
This is a messenger RNA of Puma concolor (puma), 2076 nucleotides long. It is a transcript of the gene WDCP, whose product is annotated as WD repeat and coiled coil containing. Gene Ontology annotation, molecular function: kinase binding. The record is from RefSeq and is a predicted model, not a curated record. Lineage: Eukaryota; Metazoa; Chordata; Mammalia; Carnivora; Felidae.